GUUGCUUGACAUUGUGUGUGAAUAGUACGAUGAAAAUGCACGGUUAACUCCUUAUGCAUCUGUAUGCCACUAGAAUCACCGUUCAAACAUGGGUAAUGUAUGGUUUCAGCGAUUUAUUUUCGCCAUCUCUUAUUGCGGGUAUUGCGUUCAAAACAGGAUGAAUGGACUGCCCUUGAGAAGUCUAUAUCUACUAGGUAGCUUAAGACAACUGCAUAGAUUUGGAUUCCGUUAGAAUUUCAACCUUGGAGACUCCUGAUUCCGAAGCAGGGAGGUUCUUUACUGCUGCAAUUCGUGAUCUGCUGCAGCAAAGGCUGCGGGCGCAAUGAAUUUCAAAGUGAUUAUGGGAGCAGUGCUUCUGCUCUGUUUGUGGAUUUCCGUCGGGGCUCAAUCUUCCUCAAAGCACAGUUUUGUCAUUGAAAAUAAUCUUUUCUUAAAAGAUGGGGUCCCGUUUCGAAUCAUUGGGGGUGACCUGCACUACUUCCGUGUACAUCCACUGCUCUGGGAAGACAGACUACUCAGAGCGAAAGCACUUGGCUUGAAUGCAAUUCAAACCUAUGUCCCUUGGAACCUUCAUGAACCACGCCCUGGCCUUCUCAACUUCAAUGGCUCUGCAGAUCUAUUGUCGUUCUUGAAGCUGGCUCAAGAACUAGAUUUUCUGGUGAUUCUCCGCAUUGGGCCUUACAUCUGUGCAGAGUGGGACCUCGGUGGUCUUCCCGCCUGGCUCCUUGAAUUGAAACCUUCGGUGAGAUUGCGGUCAUCUGAUGCAUCUUAUCUUUCUCAGGUUGACAAUUGGUGGAAGGAACUGCUUCCUAAGAUAGCCCCCGAGUUAUUCUCAGCAGGCGGUUCGGUUAUCAUGGUUCAGAUUGAAAACGAAUAUGGAUCUUUUGGGAUCGACAAAUUGUACCUACAGUUCCUCCAAAAGCAAGUUAGGUCACAUCUGGGAAAUGAUAUAAUCAUAUACACGACUGACGGUGCGGUCGAGGAGAACCUAAGCUAUGGCUCCCUAUCAGACGACGGUGUGUUUGCAGCAAUAGACUUCCCAACAGGCUGGGAUCCAGCUGCGGCUUUUGCUCUGCAGAAGCGUUUCAACUCCCCAGGAAUGUCACCACCAUUUUCUGCGGAGUUCUACACAGGCUGGCUGACUCAUUGGGGAGAGAGACUGGCUCAAACGGAUGCAAAAAGUACUGCAGUUGCUCUUGAUGAUAUUUUACGACUCAAUGCUUCUGUUGUACUUUAUAUGGUUCAUGGAGGAACAAAUUUUGGGUUUUGGAGUGGAGCCAACACAGGGGCUGGACCCUCCGACUUUCAACCAGAUAUUACUUCGUACGAUUAUGAUGCCCCAAUUGGAGAGGCUGGAGAUGUAACUGGUAAUAAGUAUCAAGAAAUAAGGAAAGUGCUAAGUAAGUACGUAGGUCGAGAACUGCCCGAUCCCCCUCCGCUUCCUCAGCGAACUGCAUAUGGGGAAGUAACAAUGACAAAAAUGGGGUCUCUUUUUGAUGUUUUGGAUGUCAUUGGUAAUCCUCCUGGCGGUGUCAAGUUGGAAUGGCCCGUCCCAAUGGAACAUCUCAGACAAGCCUCGGGGUUUAUUUUAUAUCGGGCGUGUCUUCCUUCCAGUGUACGACCAGGAAGCAAAAUUUCUGUAGUGGAGGUAUAUGACAGAGCACAGGUAUUUGUUGUAAGCGCUUCCAAGAAUAGGAUGUUUCUGGGCACACUAGAACGCUGGUCCAGCAACUCAAUAAUGUUGCCUACUGCAGCCGCUGUAGCUGAUUUUCGGCUUGAUAUCCUGGUUGAGAAUAUGGGGCGUGUUAACUAUGGACGGUAUAUGGGUGAAAACAAGGGUAUUUCAGAGGCUGUAUUCCUUGAUGAUGAUCCCAUUCUUGGUUGGACUAUACAUACGAUUGGAUUAGAAAGUGUUUCAGAGCUUGGGCCCGCUUCCUUCACAACAACUGGCAUUGCUAACAGUAAUUUGGAGAUAACCAAAAUCAAGCCAACCAUCGAACUCCUCUCGGAUUCGGAUCCUUUAAGCGGUCCUUUUUUCUACGAAGGUACCCUUAAUGUAACACAGCCUAGUGAUACAUUCAUGAGCUUUAAUGGCUGGAACAAGGGAGUGGCCUUUGUCAAUGGAUUCAAUCUCGGAAGAUUUUGGCCUAGUGCGGGCCCACAGUGUACAUUGUACGUCCCCAGUCCUCUUCUUCGACGUGGAGAAAAUAAAUUGAUCAUUUUGGAACUUGAGGAUUCCCGACCAGUACAGACUGUGGAGUUCAAGGACAGAGUCGACUUUACUUGUGGGAGUUACUAGUCCGAUAUCUUGUAUUAAAAAUCAUGGUUUUCCAACAAGAUUACACUAGCUUAUAUCUGUAAUUUCAAUUUGUAUGUGAAGAUAAAAUCUUCCUUGAAGCAACCCUCUUUACGUAAAAUUGGAUAUAUUAUCAACAGACCACAAAUUGAAGAAUAUUCUUUAAGUUUUGCUGCUUCUCUUUCA
Molecule: messenger RNA, 2482 nt
Organism: Physcomitrium patens
Lineage: Eukaryota; Viridiplantae; Streptophyta; Bryopsida; Funariales; Funariaceae
Product: beta-galactosidase 17
Biological process (GO): carbohydrate metabolic process
Molecular function (GO): beta-galactosidase activity
Source: RefSeq, a predicted model, not a curated record